CUAUUACCUCACCCCCCACCAAAUAUCCAUGAAUUAUCAAAAUGCGACUAAAACAUUCAGAAAAAGCCCAAAAGUAAACUCUCUUUUAAACUGAUAGCACUUGAACAGAAUAAAGUAAGAUAACGCUCUGGUCUAACAGACAGCAACGGCCUAACGGCAGCCUCUGUACAAUUUCCCACAUCUGCCAGUGAGACAUUACAUUUGUGUCAGUGAAUGAAUUUGCACUUACGUCACUCCCAAUACACACAGACUCUGUGAUACCAGCCUCAGACACAGAUGUAAUCCUUGAAUGAACAAUUUCCCCAAUACCUUCCUCUCCGACAGUGUUUUCGCUGAUUACGCCUCUAACUUCAGAUGAAUAGCCAGUGUCCUCCAUGCAGUUGUUCAACCCAUUCCCCAGUCCUACAGUGGGUUUCACCAUCAACUACUGGUUCACCAUAACCCAGUUCACUACCAGUAAACUAAAAAAAAACACUAACAGUAAAAUUGCAUUAAUUUAUUAAUUGUAGCGCAUAGUCAGAUUUGCAUUUCAUUUACUUGGCCAGAUAAGCCAAACAUCAGUAUACUCACAUCUGCAAUUCAAAACAUGUAGACACCUUGUUCCUCCACUGGGGCACUUCAGCCAUUCCAUGUAUUCAUUAAAUUUCACCACCAGCUCAAUUAAUUCAUUAUAUGAAUUUAUUAAAAAUGUUUAUACAUACGAGAAUUGCUGAAACACAAGUGUUUUGGAUGGUUGCCUCAAAUAGUGGAGAGACUUUACAUUUAAAACAUAACAUUCAUAACAAGUUACCAAAAUUCGACAUGAAAGUGUAAGCUGACAACCGGUAGAGGGUGUGCCCUUGUGUCCGAAGCUGCCUGGGACAGGCUCACAGUUACCCUAAGUAAGAUACGUGGUUAGACAUAUAGAUGGAUGCAUAGAUAAUAAUGUACUUCACUCACCCAAGUGCUGCUGGUCCAGGGAGAAAUAUGCGCUUAUGUGAGUGGACUCCUACCUGCAGCAAACACAUGCUGUGAGUUGUUCGUGAUUGUCGACACCAUGCCCGUCGUGUGUCUUGCUCGUGCGCGGGGCCAAGAAAGCCAAUUAAUAAUUUUUCUUUCUUGUACGAACGCAGAAUAUCAACUCAGCCACUUAAAUUGUCAUAAUCGGAUAUUAUUUUUAUUGUCAUCAUCAUCAAUAAUAACAAUAUUGACGACAAUUAAUGCAGCAGAGCAGCAGUUAAAUACGUAGAAUUAUAUCAGGCAUAAAUAUUGCGGUUAUAGAUGGGCGUUCCGUUCGUUAGGCGGUCCUCGCCGCGCGGAAGUUACGAUGCAGUAGACCUAUAAAAUCUUGUUUUAGCGGCGCAAACGAACGAAAGUUGUUUCUAUGUGUCACAUCGCAUUUCGUCUACGUCUUACAAAGAAUUCACGGAAUUAAUUGAUGUUACCCACCGCAGGUUUUUUUGCUAGAUUUGAUUGCCCUUUCCAUGCUCAUGGUUUCUGCCAGCGACCCUUUUGCCAUUUUAAACAUGCCAAAGACGAUCUCCUAUGCCUAUCGCCGAACCGGAAGCGAGCAGGGCCUGAAAAAGUUCCCCCUCCCCUAAAGAAAGGAACCCAUCAUAAACUAUAUGUAGCUUCAGAGAAGGAUCCUUGCUUUUUGGAGCUGGAACGGAUAAACAAAGAGAUUGAGACUGUCAAGUGUGAAGUGGAGAAGGAACAGCGGAGGUUAUCUCGCUACAAGACUCUUCAGGAAGACAUUGUUGGUAGCUGCUCAAGCAAAGCUUUGAAUCCCCACAAUGGCUCCAAAGGUAAAGAGUGUAAUGCCAAGAAUGUCAGUUCUGCUCGCACACCAGUGUCUGCUGUAGUCCAUACACCUGGUAGCAAGUAUGUGGUGGAUAGCUCACGGCCAAGAACAGAUUUGGAGUACGACCCCUUGUCCAAUUAUUCUUCGGACCUAAAACCCAGCAGUGCUGCAGAAUGCAGAGUGCAAAACUGUGGUCAAGAAGUGACACCAAGUCUUAAAAGGAUGAGGGAGAACCUUGGUGAAGACCAAAGGAGGGCCAGACCUGAAGAAGAUAACUCUGAUGAUGAUGGAGUUCUUGUAAUAGAUAUUCCUCCUUUGGAGGAAAGCCGAAAGAGGUCUAGACCCCCAAAGUUAUGUAGUGCAGUCCCAACGGUAUUGAAGGAAAAUUCUGAAUGUAUCAUAUCUGUAUCCUCCCUGCCUGAAUUGUGUGAUGUUCCAGUCUUUGAAGCAGAGAUCUCCACAUGUAACACUGCCUGUGUGAAAUCAGAAGGGCAUCACUGCACUGACAUUUCACCUGCCACCGAUGCCAAUACAUCUGGGAAAACCAACAUCACAGAUGUGUUUGAGGAUAUAUCAAAGUGUCUAGAAAAUCUCAGAAGUGAAAGUAAAAAAAACAAUCAUUUGCCAGAACUUGAGCCUAUUCUAGGAAACUCAAGUUUUUGUGCUUCCGAUUCCAGAAUGAAUUUCUCUCCUGCAAAUGAUGGAACUGUACCAGGUGAUCAGACAGGAGUGCAACUGAGCUCCAUGGAGACCCAAAGUAUGCUUUCUAAUCCUUCUGAACAAGGGAGUGGUGUACAGCCGAAAACGACUACAUCCCGUGUUCUUCAAGAAAGUAGUCCCCCUGUUCCCUCACCUGUCACACAACAACCCAAUGAGCAGCAAGGCUUUGAGCAGGGAACCCCUCUUGAUGAAAACUCACCUGUGCUGCAUGUGUCAGUGGUGCCUUGUGCUCGAAAAAUGGCAGCACAAUUAUAUUUGACCGGAAAGGCUGAUCACCAGAGCAGUAGUCAGUCAGCAGUUCCCACCCACCAGCAUGAGCAACAUGCAGUUCCUCAUAAUAUUGUAUAUGAGCCAGUUCCAGGACCUUCCAUAAGCACCUCAAGGGCAAUUUCCAGUACAUUCAAUCUAUCUGCUUCAGUGUUUGAUGAAACCAGAAUACAAGAAAUUGAUCAAACUAACAAAUCAAAUUUGAGCUCUGAGGAGGAAUAUUUGGACAUGGAAUUUUCGGACAGUGACCCGAUGGAAGAGUGUUACAGGAUAUUCAUGGAAGCCAACCAGACAGAACCAGCGGACCCAGUUCCAAGCAAUGUUUCUGUUGAAGCUGUUGAUCUAGACCGGUCAGAGAUGAAGAAACCCAUCCCUGUGCCAGGCUCAAAGAAAAGGGUUGCACAUGUGUCCAAGCAUGAGGUAACUAAAACCAGGCCACAGGUGAUGGUUCCGUUCCAAAGAGUAGUUCCCUUGCUAGCAAACCCUCCCAAACUGCAGCAGUUGCAGCAGAAGGCCGCUGUACUGACCGCUGCAGUCAAAGGCGGGCAGGCCUAUGUGGCAGCCACCAGUGGACAGAAAAAACAGGAAAACCUGCCUUCUGCUCCUUUGCCAAUUCCUGUUCAACCAACCUGUCUGAAUAUCCUGCCAGUUGGAGCUGCCCUCCAGUGGGGCAAUGUGCACCUUAUCAUUCCGGAUGGUACCAUUGCUCUACCCCUGACUCAAGUUCCAACACCACCCACCACCCCAUCUGCUCCACCCACUGUACCUGUGCCUCUGCACACCACCCUGACCCAUGCCAAGCCAAUUACAGUCAAGCGAAAGUCAAAGUGCCGCCCAGAGGCCAGUAGCAAAGUUCCGCAUGAUGUUCGACAGCGUUAUGUCAACUUAUUCGUUGAGGAGUUCUUGAGGACAUCCUUUACUGUUCAAGAUGCCUUUGAAAAGGCACUGGCAGAGGAAAAGACCAUUUAUGACAGAAGUGUCAACAAGCUCAAGUAUCUGAGUAUAGCUGUAAAUGUACUGAAGAGAUUGAAGAACCAGAGUACUCCCCCUGCCAAAGCUCAUCUGGUUUCAGAUAGUGUUGAAUCCAAUAUUCCUGGAUCAAGAGGCCAUGUUUCUUUCAAUCCUCUAGUUCUGCAGGCUAAUGACCCAGGAGAGGCCAAUUUGUACACACAGCUGAAAGAACAUGUCUUGUCUGAAAUACUGCUGAAGGAGAACAAUUACCCCCUCACCCAUCCAGAGAUACCUGGAAAAGCCAUACAACAGGGGAGUAUUAGAAAAGGAAGCACUGACCCACUGAAGAGGAUCUGCUGUCGAUGUGGGGCUACAUACUCGGUCAGCCCGAGCGGGAUCCACACCAGGAAAGAAGAGUGUAACUAUCACUCGGGGAAAGUGGUGCAAAACAAAGUGCCUGGUGGUGUAGAAACGUGCUAUAGCUGCUGCGAGGGGGCCAUCGGGACCCCGGGCUGUCAGGUAUUCAAGCUGCAUGUGCAUGAUGCGGUCAGCAUGGAUGGCUUCGUGAGCAGCUCUCCCAGAACCCCCACAGAGAUUGGGAGCCCGGGUGUUUUUGCAUUGAACUGUGACGUGUGCUACACCUCCCAAGGUCUGGAACUGCUCAGGGUAACUGUGGUCAGCUCAAACCUGCAGGUGAUCUAUGAUGCCUUUGUUAAACCUGACAACGAGGUCAUUGACUAUAACACCAGGUUUUCUGGAAUAAGUGAGGAGGAUGUGUCCAGUGCCAGCCUGCCUCUUCGGGAUGUUCAAAGUGUACUGCUCAGCUUUAUCAGUGCUGACACCAUCCUGAUUGGCCACAGCUUGGAGAAUGAUCUCUGUGCACUCAAGCUUAUUCACCACACCGCAGUGGACACUGCUGUGGUUUUCCCUCAUCGGCUGGGGCAUCCCCAUAAAAGACAACUCUGCAGCUUGGUUGCAGACCAUCUCCGUCGAAUCAUUCAGGAGAGUGCACAUGCAGUGAUGCUCAUUCCACAUGCUGUGUGAUAAACCAUCACGAAGCUAACCUCACAUCAAGUAUUAGUAACAGUCGGUGGCCAUGACUCUGUAGAAGAUGCUACGGCCUGCAUGGAGCUGAUGCUGUGGAAAGUGAAGGAGGACUCUAAAGUGAAGAGGUGGUGACUGGAAUAAAGUCUCCAUUAUAAACCUCCCUCCAUGUAUUCCAGAGCCAUGGCAUUAAACUAAGAGUCGUCUUUCUGUUUAGAGGGGCAUCCUGAACAACUGUCAGUUAUCCAAUGGGCUUUAUUUUUGUUUGAUGGUUUUAUUUUCUUGUCCUUUUGUUCAAGUUUUCCUCCUUUUUUGGCAUCCCUAAUUGUCUAUUUGUGCCCUUUGAAAGGGCUAAUAUGUAUCUAGGCAUUAACUCACUAGAAAUUAAUUCUUUAUAUGUACCUCUCCUGGGACUGAAGGAAAGUAAAAGCAUACAAAACAA
Molecule: messenger RNA, 5204 nt
Organism: Paramormyrops kingsleyae
Lineage: Eukaryota; Metazoa; Chordata; Actinopteri; Osteoglossiformes; Mormyridae
Product: RNA exonuclease 1 homolog
Cellular component (GO): nucleus
Molecular function (GO): metal ion binding; nucleic acid binding; exonuclease activity
Source: RefSeq, a predicted model, not a curated record